GUUUCAGUCUGAAUGCGGAACAGCAGGUUUUUUAUUUGUAAAUUCCAAGUUUUACUAGAUAUGCUAGAUUAUAUAACGCGCUGUUGAACAAUUUCAAAGUAACGUAGAUAAAAUGCAUGGACGUCUGAAGGUAAAAACAACUGCUGAACAACAGGAAGCGAAGAGAAAAGAACGAGAAAAGAAACUAAAAAUAUAUAAUGCAGCAACAGCCACAGUUUUUGCCAAGAAAUCCAAGGGUGAAUACGAUGAAGAAGCAUUAUCAAUAACGGGGGAAAUCCUAGCAGCCAACUCAGACGUGUAUACUUUGUGGAACUACAGAAAGGAAAUCUUCCUCCAUUUUGUUGAGUCUAAAAACAAGGAAGAGUUGCAGAAGUUGUUCAACAAUGAGCUCUACUUCCUGGAGACAUGUUUGAAAGGCAACCCCAAGUCUUACGGGACGUGGAACCACCGGUGUUUCGUGAUGGACACAAUGCCCGAACCAGACUGGCAGCAUGAGCUGAUGCUGUGCAACAAGUUUCUCGAAUAUGACGAAAGAAACUUUCAUUGUUGGGACUAUCGUAGGUUUGUUGUGAAGAGGUCAAAGGUUACUCCGGAGGUCGAGCUAGAGUUCACCACUAACAAGAUCAGCAGUAAUUUCUCCAACUAUUCCUCGUGGCACUAUCGCAGCAAGUUACUUCCCCUGGUACAUCCAGAUCCACGCAAUCCCUCUCGUGUGAAGGAGGACGUUUUACUUGCUGAACAUGAAAUUGUCCAGAAUGCAUUUUUCACUGACCCUGAUGAUCAGAGUGCUUGGUUUUAUCACCGGUGGCUCUUAGGAAGAGGGGAGAAAACUCAGUCCAUCAGCCACUUGAUCGUGUCAAGACAAUCAGCAAGGGUUACUGUGUCAUUCACCAAGCAUAUACAGGUUGGUGUAAAACAUAAACUGGUGCUGGAAGUGAAUGGGUCAAAGGUCGAUGCCGAUUGGAAAAACCAGCAGGGAAAGAAUACUUUCUCCACAUUGUGGAUAUGUAACAGUGUAGAUCUUCCAGAAGAUCAGGAGGUCAAGGUUACUGUGUUGUUGGAUGAAUGUGAUUGCUCAAGAGAGAUCCUACUAAAACCUGGAUGUCCAGUUGGGGCCUAUGUUUGUCCAGUGGCUCGAACCAGCAUGUUCAGUGAUGAGAUGAGUACUGCCACAUCUGAUGUUCUUCAGGCAGAGUUAUCCUCCGUACAGGAACUCUUUCAACUGGAGCCAGAAAAUAAGUGGGCAAUAUUAACAAUAGUGCUGUUAAUGAGAGCCCUGGACAUGCAUAAACAUGAGGCAGAAACCAUGCAGCUAAUUGACCGACUACAGCAACUGGAUGGAACACGCAGGAAUUACUACCAAGACUUGAGGAGCAAAUACCAGGUAGAAAACAUUGUAGACAGGAUGGAGAUACAACAGACAAGUCUAGACCUUUCUUGGAAAGAGCUCUCAAUGAUGUGUCAUCACGAGUUGCUUCCCUUUAUUACAGAACUCAAUCUAGCAGGAAAUCAUAUCACCCACGUUAAGAAGUUCGAAUUCUUGCAGAAUUUAAAAAAACUUAAUCUUGAUGGCAACAAGAUUUCAGACGUGACACCACUGAGUUAUCUUCCCGAACUGACAGAUUUGUCAUUAAAAGAUAAUUCUUUAUCCAGCAAGGAGUCUGUCACACCUCUACAGUUGUGUUUGAAACUAAGAACUCUGUAUCUAGUGGGAAAUCCUGUCAGCAGAGAGACGAGCUACCCAAGAUGUUUACAAGAUGUUUUACCAUCUGUGGUAAUCGACAACAUUCCAAAUCAGUAGUGGCUCAGACCCCAGUUACUAGGCAGCCACAGAGUGAAUGUGUUUAUGUGUAACAGCUUUUUGUCAUUCAUUUACACAUUACUUUACAACUUCUUACAUAAAUGACCAGUGUUAGCAAAUCCAGUAGGUUUUUGGUUGUCCUGGGGCUGUUUGUUCAAACAUUAGUUAACUUGAUCCGUGGUUAACAGAAUUUUUUUAAACCAAGAACUAAAUCAAUACAAAUAAUACUUGAAGUUUAAAGUUUGUUUUGUUUAACGACACCACUAGAGCACAUUGAUUUAUUAAUCAUCAUUGGAUGUCAAACAUGUGGUAAUUUGAUAUAUAGUCUUAGAGAGAAAACCUGCUACAUUUUCCAUUAGUGACAAGGGAUCUUUUAUAUGCACUGUUGGACAGACAGGAUAGCACACCUAGUACCAUGACCAUUGUGGUCAGGGCCGGAUUUAGACCCUGGGAGGCCUGGGGCACUUCAGAUUUGGGGGUCCCUCAACAUAGGAAUUAAAUUACAUGACAAGUAAAAAAACUAACUAAUUUUAUAAUUAUUACAUUUUUUUAAUAAAGGAAGUCCUUAGUCUGGGAGGACCCUCUGGCAGGGGGGGGGGGGGCUGGGGCAAUUGCCCCCUUUGCCUCCUUAUAAAUCCGGCACUGGCUGGAACAAGAAAUAGCCCAACUAAGAGUGAUCGAUCCUAGAGCGACCAUGUGUCAAGCAAUCACUUUUCAACUGAGCUACGUCCCUGCCGCCCCCCCCCCCCCCCCCCCCC
Gigantopelta aegis is the source of this 2559-nucleotide messenger RNA. RefSeq names its product geranylgeranyl transferase type-2 subunit alpha-like. Gene Ontology annotation, biological process: protein geranylgeranylation. Gene Ontology annotation, molecular function: zinc ion binding; protein binding; Rab geranylgeranyltransferase activity. Gene Ontology annotation, cellular component: Rab-protein geranylgeranyltransferase complex; cytoplasm. The record is from RefSeq and is a predicted model, not a curated record. The coding region runs from base 113 to 1801 and encodes 562 amino acids. The transcript has 13 exons. Lineage: Eukaryota; Metazoa; Mollusca; Gastropoda; Neomphalida; Peltospiridae.